GUGACUUUUAUUUCCAAGUCCCGGAAUCCGGAGCUGUACUGAUCGUUAUCACGCAUGGAUUAUGAUUUUAUCGCUGCUUUUGACUUGUUUUUGCUUUAAAGGAAAGUUUAUCAGCACCUCUUUGCAGGUGGGCUGCCUUUCAGCAUCAGAGCCAUGAAUUGCUACUUGAUAAGAUGGGUUGCUUUCAUUUGGAUUGUGAACUCUGUUCCCUGUGCUUUUGGAAUGGUAGUGAGCGAACAAACAGGUGGUGUGUGUCCCUCUUUGAGUGUUGAGGAUUACAGAUUUUCUGAUGUUUUGGACCGUCCUUUACAGAUUACAGGAUUUGACCUCACAGAAAAAUUUCUUCUCCGAAAGGGAACAGUUACAGAAGACCUGCCAUCAUUUCGACUGGGAAGCAGCCCUCUUAUAAAACCAACAAAAUUGAUAUUUCCAGACGGACUUUCAAAUGAGUAUUCCCUGGUCACCAUCUUCCGUGUGAGACGAACUACAAAAAAAGACCGCUGGUACCUUUGGCAAAUAUUUGACCAAUCAGGAAGCAGUCAGGUGUCAGUGGUGGUUGAUGGUGAUAAGAAAGCAGUGGAGUUUUCUUCCCAGGGUCUGCUGAAAAACUCUUUCCGCUACACGUUUAAGAGUCGUGACCUGCAUGCCCUCUUUGAUCGCCAAUGGCACAAGCUUGGCAUUUCUGUUCACAGUGACACAGUUUCCAUUUAUGUCGAUUGCACGCUGGCUGAAAAGAAAAUGACUGAUGAGAGGGACAGCAUCGAUCUCAACGGGCGCACACUCAUCAGUACACGAGUGGAAGAUGGAAGGCCUGUGGAUAUUGAGUUGAGACAAAUUCUGAUCUACUGUGACCCUUACAUGGCUGAAAUGGAAAACUGCUGUGAGCUGCUUGAGCCAAAGUGUGGAGUCAACAGGACAUUUAUUGGGACCUCCCCUCCUCUGGUUACAGCCCAGAGUCCCCUGAUGCCGUCUCAGCCGACCUCACAAUCAAUUGACACAUGUCACUGUCCAGGAGAGAAGGAAGAUGCUGGUGUUCCAGGUGUGCUUGGGCUGUUUAAACAAAACAGGGAAAAAGGAGACAAGGGGGAACUUGGAUCAGAAGGUCAAAAGGCAAUCGAUGGAGAGAGGGGGGACGAAGGCCUGGCUGAAAACCCAGGGCUGCCUGGCCCUCGAGGAGAUAAAGGAGAAAAGGGAUCAGCCGGAGUGCCGGGUCAGCCAGGCAAAGAGGGCAAGAGGGGACGGAGAGGAAAGCCGGGGGAGCCUGGACCAAGAGGCCCACCUGGUCCUUCAGGAACCAUAGAGGGAGCAAGUGCAAAGGUAAUAUCUAAAAUGUUAUCGCAAAACAAACUUGAUGCAUUUAAAGUUAUUAAUGAUGAUAUCUGGACAUUUUGCAAAUGA
Messenger RNA from Poecilia latipinna (sailfin molly), 1398 nucleotides. It is a transcript of the gene col19a1, whose product is annotated as collagen, type XIX, alpha 1. The record is from RefSeq and is a predicted model, not a curated record. Bases 154 to 1398 code for a protein of 414 amino acids. Lineage: Eukaryota; Metazoa; Chordata; Actinopteri; Cyprinodontiformes; Poeciliidae. The transcript has 15 exons.